AUGAGCAAGACUCGGCAGCAACAACAAGACGAACGUCGGCUCUCGUCAAUCAGAAAUAACGCUUACUUCUUCAUAAUAGCGGAAGAGUUAACAACAACUGCACCACUGCAAGCGAAUACGGAUAGAGCACGCUCGCUUUCUACAGGCUUAUUAUAUCCAAGCGGCACAUCACAAAAACAGACAGGGAGUACCCAAUGCCCCUCCCCAGAACCCUUUAUCAUAACCAACGAUAUGCUUUUAACAACAACGACCAGCAAAAUGGGCUCGGUGACUUCGACACUAACGACGACAACAACUACAGUUUCUGUUUCUUAA
Drosophila eugracilis is the source of this 315-nucleotide messenger RNA. RefSeq lists its product as uncharacterized. NCBI's taxonomy places the organism in Eukaryota, Metazoa, Arthropoda, Insecta, Diptera, Drosophilidae. The record is from RefSeq and is a predicted model, not a curated record. The transcript has a single exon. The coding region runs from base 1 to 315 and encodes 104 amino acids.